Molecule: messenger RNA, 372 nt
Organism: Lentinula edodes (shiitake mushroom)
Lineage: Eukaryota; Fungi; Basidiomycota; Agaricomycetes; Agaricales; Omphalotaceae
Product: ribosomal protein S12/S23
Exons: 3
Coding region: 1-372 (123 amino acids)
Biological process (GO): translation
Cellular component (GO): small ribosomal subunit; ribosome
Molecular function (GO): structural constituent of ribosome
Source: RefSeq, a predicted model, not a curated record
AUGAACCAGGCCAUGAAGCGCAAAAAACCUCCUCCACGUCGCACAGCACUGACUAGCUCACCUCUUCUGGAACAGUGUCCCCAGAGAAAAGGCGUUUGCACUCAUAUCUUGAUCCGGACACCCAAAAAACCCAACUCGGCUAGACGGAAGGUCGCUCGUGUCAAAUUGACCAAUGGAGAGUCCGUCAUGGCUUACAUUCAAGGAGAGGGUCACAAUCUCCAGGAGCAUAGUGUCGUUCUCGUUCGAGGUGGUCGUGUCAAGGAUUUGCCUGGAGUCAAAUACAAAAUCUGUCGUGGUGCUUUGGACUUUGGUGGUGUAGUUGGGAGGAGUACGGCUCGCAGUCGCUACGGUGUCAAGAAGCCCAAAAAAUAG